AUGGACGACCUCAGUCCUUUGGAUUCAUCGCUCCCUAGUAAGCCGAUUCGCCCUGCCCAGCAUGGCAUGCUCGCUCUUCUGCCAGCGGAGCUGUUGAUCCAGACCUUCAAUCAUCUACUAGAUACCGGGGAUUCGGGAUGGGCUCUGGCACUGUCCUCUGUAGCAGUACGCAAUGCCGUCAUCGACAUCUUCUAUCGCCGAAAUGGCAAGGAAAUCUUCUUGAAGGGUCUUGAGACUGCCGAUGUAGGCAUUCUAAGGCGAUGCGAGAAGUUCGGUGUAGCAUCCACUAAAUACGUCUGGGAAGUUCCCCGUCAGAAAGAUGCAUCCAAGACCUUUUCGAGGUCAAUGCGUCCCCCGUAUCCUGGGUCCAUCUGGCGUGCAGGAGGUCAAAGAAGAGCCGCCUAUCACCGUCCCGUCGACCGCCUGUUGGAGAGCGCUUUUGCAGGAGAUGUUAUUGAACAGAAGCACUACGAUGCUCUAAGGUGGUUGGUAGAUAGGGGCCAUGACGCAAGCAGCAGCAACGAGCGUUUGCCUGGAAAGCACAUGGUCAGGUCCUUGCCAAGUCAGCUGCAAAAGGUGAGAGACAGAGAGUCGAUGCUCAUGAUUUCCAAAAUGAUUGGGCUCCUGAGCAGUCGCGGAUUCCCAACCCCAGCUACCAAGUUUGCACUAAACAAGCUCCCUGGGAAUGAGUUGGAUCCAAUCCCCAACUACCUCAUCUCCAGCGGUGACUAUCGUGGUAUGGCUUCAGAUCUUAACGAGACUCGAGGGGUUAAGCUCGGCACCAAGUAUCUCGAUCCCCCUGUGGCACUCGACGAGUAUGAAGGUAUACGCAAGCCCGAUCCCCCGUACCAGUUCCAAGGUGAAGGAAUUGACGCCUGGAACCCUACCGCUUGGUGGCAUACUUGCAGGAUGGAGGAUUUGCUGGGGAUGCUCCACGGUGACCGCUUCGGAUUUUGGGGUUGGGAGGAGUCAUACAUAGGAGAGGUAGACGACAUAUUCUCAGCCAAGGUAGCUCUUCUAACCUGGUACGAGGCCAUCACGGAAGAUGAGAGAGAGUUAUUAGAGGCAGUCAUCAAGGCUAUGAAAGAAAUCACCAUCUUGCGGAAGUUGAUGCCGCUCACCGGGCUCGCUCUUCAGAAGGCCUCGUGGGAGAAGCUGUGGACGUGUGUAACCCCUUUCUUUAAUAUGAGCUUCUUUAAUAUGAGCGGAACUGGGUUGGUCGAUCUCCAGUACGAGCAUAGGUGGGAGAACCACGAUAGAAAGAAGCUGCACCGGUUCGCCUUCAAAGGUUCACAGCCGUAUAACCCUUGGCGAGCGUGGUACACGCAAACGGAGCUGCAGAAGCGCCGGGAUGCAUGGGGACCAAUGUCUGCCGAGGCCUUUGAGGAGGCGUUAAAGAAGGAUGAGGAGUGGCAGCACAUGUGGAAGAUGUUUCGGUGGAGCAGAGGCUUUAAAGGCGAUGAAGAUUAUGACGGGAAGCCCCGGUGGUAUCGAGUAGGCAUGGACGAGUGGUUGAGUACCGUCGAGAGGGACUACCCCCCUGAGUCUGACCCUUCAUAUGACGACUACAAUUGGUCAGGGUUUUUCAGCCGGCGUGGCAAUAUGGCUAGAUGCCUUUAA
Molecule: messenger RNA, 1620 nt
Organism: Fusarium vanettenii 77-13-4
Lineage: Eukaryota; Fungi; Ascomycota; Sordariomycetes; Hypocreales; Nectriaceae
Exons: 2
Coding region: 1-1620 (539 amino acids)
Source: RefSeq, a predicted model, not a curated record